Colius striatus (speckled mousebird) is the source of this 1607-nucleotide messenger RNA. Its product is annotated as serine palmitoyltransferase small subunit B. The transcript is spliced from 2 exons. Gene Ontology annotation, biological process: ceramide biosynthetic process; endoplasmic reticulum organization. Gene Ontology annotation, cellular component: serine palmitoyltransferase complex. Gene Ontology annotation, molecular function: serine C-palmitoyltransferase activity. Bases 182 to 424 code for a protein of 80 amino acids. The record is from RefSeq and is a predicted model, not a curated record. Lineage: Eukaryota; Metazoa; Chordata; Aves; Coliiformes; Coliidae.
CAGAUAAAGUCUUGUACGUACUUGCCCAUCCAGAUCACUUCUGGAAACACUUCACCUGAUACACGAUCACCAUUUCCCUCUUUACACAUCUGCAACGCUGGUUUCUCACAUCACAUUGCAACACUCGGGUCUAAGCAACUUCAUUGCAAGGUCGCCUUCCCAAAAUCACUGGAAGCUGAAGAUGGAUAUUAAGCGUGUGAAGGACUAUAUCUAUUGGCUGUACUACCAGUACCUGCUGAUCACCUGCAGCUACGUGCUGGAGCCCUGGGAGCAGUCCAUGUUCCACACCAUCACCGUGACUAUCUUCGCCAUGGUGGUGUACACAGCUUACGUCUUCGUGCCCAUCCACAUCCGCUUGGCUUUUGAGUUCUUCUCGCAGAUAUUUGGAGGCCAGCCCGAAAGCACCGUCUCCAUCGUCAACUGAACUUGCCUCAGCAGGGAUGAACAGCUCUUGCCACCUGUGAAACACAACGACUUCUUCAAUCUCGGCCAUUUAUUCUGAAGCGGUUUUGCAGUUACGAAAAUCCAGUUUUCUCUUACCAAACCCGGCUUGCUUCAUUACCAUAGCUGGAAACCAGAAUAAAGCACUGACUGCUGGCUGCACAGUCCCCAGAAACGAAGCACAGGUCAGCUUUUGAUGUCUGAUAAUGAAACACAUCAGCUGGAAUGCCACAUUCAACUAAUAUUCAAGCAGCUCCCACAUUCAGCGCCCUAAUUUAAUCGCACCAGCAUGUAUAAAACAGCAGAGAGUGUUGCUGAUGGCUGUGAGGAGGGUACUGCACUCAUUACAUGCAAACAAGUUCUGCCAGUGGAGUGCAAUGGCAAAAUAUACCAUGCCUUCUCUGAGCCAGGUUAGAGAAUGUAAGGAGAUGGGUAUCAUAGAGGAUGAUAUGACUCCGGCUGGUUAUUGACUUCUGGUUUUUAAUGGAUAAGUAAUUAGAAAGUAAUAGGGGUAUGAAUAUGAAUCCAACUUUUUGCAUCUGAGUUUAGGUGGUCUAAGAUAGUAAAAAAAAAAACCAACAUAGUACAGGUAAUCUUGCAGUUUACUGAAAAUGACAGAAGGAAAGAGAAGUGGCUCUGUUGCAGUGCACUGCCACCGAGACAUCUUCUCUUUCUGCUCCCAUUCACCAAGGCAUGUGCAUGUCUGCACCAGAGGAAGAUGAUCCAGAAAACAGAGUGGAAGUAAUAUUUUAAUAACUGCAGGGAACUCCUGAGUGCUUGAAGAGAUUUGCUUUAUAAAGAAGAAAUGAGAUUUAUUAUAGUUGCCUGUGGGGAGUUUCUCGAACGUGGAAGGUUUGUUUGCUUUUCACUCUACACCUAAAUCAAGUGUCUCUGCCAAACUGUAAGUUAUAGCUAUACAGUGCAUGUAUCGAACAGCUCAUGCCACUGUUGUUAGAAGUGAGAGAUGCAAAAUGUAAAUAGCUUUCAAACAAUGUUUCCACAGAAUUUAAAAACCCCUCAAUGUCUUUAUCAAGCUGCAGAGGGGUCCUGCAUGCUUAAAAGAACCCUGUUUGGAAACUAAGACAUGUUUUGAAGGUUGAACAGAUCUGAACAUGUGUAUGCUGUUUUUCCAGAAACAAAUAAAAGUUUAUUCUUCAGAAACAACA